Molecule: messenger RNA, 1524 nt
Organism: Lolium rigidum
Lineage: Eukaryota; Viridiplantae; Streptophyta; Magnoliopsida; Poales; Poaceae
Product: flotillin-like protein 2
Exons: 2
Coding region: 28-1524 (498 amino acids)
Biological process (GO): protein localization to plasma membrane
Cellular component (GO): plasma membrane raft; plasma membrane
Source: RefSeq, a predicted model, not a curated record
GAAACUAGCCAGAUCAGAUCGUGGGAGAUGGCGACAUUCCGUGUCGCCGAUGCGUCGGAGUACCUGGCCAUCACCGGCUGGGGCAUCCACGACGUCAAGCUCGCCAAGAAGGCGUGGGUCUUCGCGGGGCAGCAAUGCAAGAGGUUCAGCAUCUCGCCGGUGAACUACGAGUUCGAGGUGCACGCCAUGAGCGCCGAGAAGCUGCCCUUCAUCCUCCCCGCCGUCUUCACGAUCGGCCCCAGGAUCACGGCCACCGGCGCUGAGGAGUCAGACAGGAAGGACCUGGAGGCGCAGCUCCUCCUCUACGCCAAGCUCAUCGCCCCGCUGCACAGCUCGAGGAGCCACGUUCACGAGCUCGUCAAGGGCAUCAUCGAGGGCGAGACCCGCGUGCUGGCCGCGGAGCUGACCAUGGAGGAGAUCUUCAAGGGCACCAAGUCGUUCAAGGAGAAAGUCUUCACCCAGGUGCAGCUGGAGCUCAACCAGUUCGGGCUCAUCAUCUACAACGCCAACGUGAAGCAGCUGGUGGACGUGCCGGGGCACGAGUACUUCUCCUACCUCGGCCAGAAGACGCAGCAGGAUGCGGCGAACCAGGCCAAGGUGGACGUGGCGGAAGCUCGGAUGAAGGGAGAGGUUGGAGCCAAGGAGAGGGAGGGGCUGACGCGGCAGAACGCCGCCAAGGUGGAUGCCGAGACCAAGGUGCUCUCCGUGCGGCAGGUGGGUCAGGGGCUCAAGGAGGAGGCCAAGGUGAAGGCCGAGGUGCAGGUGUUCGAGAAUGCAAGAGAGGCGGACAUAGCCGCGGCCAAGGCCGAGCUUGCCAUGAAGAAGGCUGGGUGGGACAAGCAGGCCAAGGUGGCCGAGGUCGAGGCGUCCAAGGCCGUUGCCAUCCGCGAUGCCGAGCUCCAGAUGGAGGUCGAGCGUAAGAAUGCGCUGCGCCUGACCGAGAAGCUCAAGGCCGAGCAACUCAGCAAGGCCACAGUGCAGUACGAGACACAGGUUCAAGACUCAAAUGCGCAGCUCUACAGCAGGCAGAAGGCGGCAGAGGCGGCGCUCUUCGAGCAGAUGCGGACGGCGGAGGCGCGCAAGGCGCAGGCUGACGCGCACUUCUUCGAGCAGAAGAUGUCCGAGGACGCGAAGCUCUACGCGAAGCAGAAGGAGGCGGAGUCCGUGGCUCUGCUUGGCAGGGCCAAGACGGAGUACGUGGCGUCCAUGCUACAGGCGCUCGGCGGCAACUACUACGCUCUCAGGGACUACCUCAUGAUCGACGGCGGCAUGUACCCGGAGAUGGCGCGCAUCAACGCUGGCGCGGUCAACGGCAUGCAGCCCAAGAUCAGCAUCUGGACCAACGGCGGCGGCGCGGACGGCGCCGCAAAUGCCGGCGCAGAGGCCACCGCCGGCAGCGCGCUGCAGCAGGUUGCUGGGGUGUACAAGAUGCUCCCGCCGCUUCUUUCGACGGUGCACGAGCAAACUGGGAUGCUGCCGCCGGCGUGGAUGGGCGCUCUGCCCAAGGACGGCGCCGCCAAGUGA